AGUGUUCGCCAUCACAGGGGAAAUCUCCACAAGUGGCUAGGGAGAUCAUUCAUUUCUCCCAGGAGCUCACUUGGCAGGCAGCCUUGUCUGAUUGGUGAAGUCUAAGACAGUGAGAGUGUCUGUCUCAAAGUCAGGAGAAUCGUCCUGAGUGAGAGACAGACAAUCAACAGGACAGCAGCAAGGGGUGCGGGGUUACAGCAAGAGUCUGCAAACACUGAACCCCGGGAUCCCUGGUGUGAAGGUCAAUGGAUGCCAUCAGCUGACAGAGCUGGGGUGGUGGAGUAAAAUGGUCAGUGCUGGGGAGCACAGGAUGACCCUGGAGUCGGCUACCAAGCUCCCAAGCACUCAGGAAACCCUGGGUUUGGGCUAGGGCCACUUCAGCAGAGCUCCGCCUCCCUCUCAGAAGGAGGAUGUGAAACCUAUUCCCCUGAUUUGUGCAAACCAACCCCCCUAGUUCAAAGAACAGAAACCAAACCCUCCUCAGACUGCAGCCCCUCCCUUUAGGGACCAAGCAGGCAGGAUUGGAAUCUAGGAAGUGCAGAGCAGAGAGCAGAGACUGUGAAGGGCAGGAUCUGGAAGGAAAUCUGGGCAGAUCAGCCUUUGCUUCCCAGCUGUUCUGCUCUCCGAAAACACCAGAAACCAAGCACUCAGCAUUCGGUCUGGCUGCUGGACAUCCCAGCUAAGAAGACGCCAUAGACAGCUACCCCAGCGACCUUGUUCCCAGGGAAGAGGGGACAUCACAGGAGGGUCACUCACUUCAUCACUGGGGAGCAGCACCAUCAACUGUUACCAGCCAUGGGUCAGUCCUCCUCUUCUACACCCCCUCAGAAGGAGGAGCCUGAUUUGACCUCCAGCCUCGACACAAAUCUUUACAAUUUCAAGAUGGAAACCAAGAUCCUGUCUCAGGAAUUAACCACCUUGAUUGAAUCAUACCUAAAGGACGGGAACCUGCGGGGAACAGUUUCUGCAAUCAGCGAUGCUCUGAGUGACAUCGAGAAAAUCCCACUGAACAUCGCAGUGAUGGGGGAGAUUGGGGCUGGAAAAUCCAGUCUCAUCAAUGCUCUACAGGGGGUGGGGCCUGAUGAAGAGGGUGCGGCUGCUUCCACCGGAGUGGUAUGUACCACCACUGAGAGAACACCAUACCCAUACUCCAAGGUUCCCAGUGUGACACUAUGGGACCUGCCGGGCAUCGGGUCCACUGCCUUCCAACCACAUGAUUACCUGAAGAAAAUCAAGUUUGAGGAGUAUGACUUCUUCAUUAUUGUCUCUUCUGGACGCUUUAAACACAAUGACGCAGAACUAGCCAAAGCCAUCGUGCAAGUGAAUAGGCAUUUCUAUUUUAUUCAAACCCACACAGACAAUGAUCUAAUGACUCAAAAACAGCGUUGGCCUCAGAGAUUCAAUAGAGAGAACACCUUAAAGCAGAUUCGAAAUUCCAUCUCAAGUAUACUUAAGGAAGUGACCCAGCAGGAACCUCCAGUCUUUCUAGUCUCUAACUUUGAUGUGUCUGACUUUGACUUCCCAGAGCUGGAGGCCACCCUUCAGCAAAGCCAUAGGCCCUGCUCUGCUGAACUCAUAAUUGCAAUGUCUCUUGUCUCCUCUCUUCAGCAUCUUCUGGAAACAGCUGCAUGCAAGUCUUCUAGACCCUCUCCUUCAACGGCCCAGCUUUUGGCAUCCAGCUUUGAAAAUUUUUUUAAGAACUUCAAGAAGGAAAGUAAAAUCCUCUCUGAGGACACUAUCACCUUGAUUGAAUCCCACCUGGAGAAUAAGAACCUCCCGGGAGCGGUUUCUGCAAUCAGCAAUGCUCUGAGAAACAUCGACAGAGCCCCACUGAACAUCGCAGUGACGGGAGAAACAGGGGCGGGCAAAUCCAGCUUCAUCAAUGCCCUGAGGGGAGUGUGGGAUGAAGAAGAAGGUGCAGCUCCCACUGGGGUGGUAGAGACAACCAUGGAGAGAACUCCAUACCCCCACCCAAAGCUUCCCAUGGUGACAAUAUGGGACCUGCCUGGGAUUGGAUCCACAUCGUUCCCUCCCCAAAACUACCUAACGGAAAUGAAGUUUGCUGAGUAUGACUUCUUCAUUAUCAUCUCGGCUACUCGCUUCAAAGACACUGAUGCACAUUUGGCCAAAGCCAUUGCCAAGAUGAAUACAAAGUUCUACUUUGUCCGAACCAAGAUAGAUCAGGAUAUAAGUAAUGAACAGAGGAGUAAAUCCAAGACUUUCAAUAGAGACAGCGUCUUAAAGAAAAUCCGAGGUGACUGUUCAAGGCAUCUCCAGGAGACUCUCUCCAGUGAGCCCCCAGUUUUCUUGGUCUCUAACUUUGAUGUGUCCGACUUUGACUUCCCAGAGCUGGAGACCACCCUACUGAGCGAGCUCCCAGCCCACAAGCGCCAUGUCUUCAUGCUGUCCUUGCACAGUGUUACGGAGACUGCCAUUGAUCGGAAGAGGGAUCUCCUGAAACAGAAGAUCUGGCUGGAGGCCUUGAAGGCUGGAGCUUGGGCCACCAUUCCAUUUGGGGGCCUGGUCCUAGAUAAGAUCCAGAAGGUAGAGGAGACCUUGGACCUCUACAGGUCCUACUUUGGGCUGGAAGAUACCUCGCUGGAAAAUAUUGCCAAGGAUUUUAACGUGUCUGUCAAUGAGAUCAAAGCACACCUUAAGUCUCUCCAUUUGCUAACAAGGACCAACGACAUGUCCUUAGAAGAAAAACUAUGGAAAUACAUUGAAUAUAUUUCCUCUGUUACGGGGGGACCACUUGCCACAGGCCUUUACUUUAGAAAGACUUUCUAUUUGAAAAAUCUCUUCAUUGAUACCGUGGCAAGUGAUGCCAAGACUCUUCUCAAUAAGGAAUUUUUAUCAGAGAAGCUGAAUGACCCCCCAGAAUACUGGGAAGCAGCGAUGGAGCUAUGAGGCACUUACCUUCAGGCUGACUUUGGUCACUGACUUAUGAGCUACUUAUAGCAGCAAACGUUUUCUAUGAAAGACCAGAGGGCUCACCUCUUUUAGAGACUGUGGCAGCUGAAGAAGAGUCAUCAACAGUGUAAACACACAUGGGAAAAGCUGUCUCCCACUAAAAUAACAUGAUGAGAACACACAGGUGUAUACAAGUGGCUUGUAAUAUCCUUCUGAAAUUAAACUUGGAUGUUUUGUCUCAUGGAGAUUCCCCAGGCAUUGCCAUAUGAAUAUAUUUUGGGGUUAUGAAGGACAGGGUAUAUACAAGUAACUUGGAAUAUCCUUAUGGAAUUAACCUUUGAUAUUUUGUCUCACGGAGAUUUCCCAAACAUUACCAAACUCUCCUAAGAUGAAGACACUGUUUCCUGCCUUGAUGUUUUUUUUUUUUUGUUUUGUUUUGUUUUAUGAAGUUCAAGGAGCUGGUUCCCAGCGUACAUCUCCACAUGAAGUGGCAUCUCUUGGACACAAGAACUACAUGGUAGAUGAUCUUUGGGAUCAUCGUCCAUGCUCCUCCAGGAGGAGCUGAGUAACACACAGAUGGGUGGACAUAUCUGCAGGUUCUUUUGGUCCUUGGAAACAAGGAAAUUUUAUUCCAUAUCCUUUAUCAGUCAACCUGUGUGAGUUCAGAAUUCAGGUUGUAGGCAAAGUAAACACUAAUUAAAUUGUUUCUCCUUGGGGAUAAGGUCACUCCAAGACAUUACCUUACUGCUUUAAUGUCUAGGAGACUUUGUUGGUGUUUAGCCUCACUUGAGACCAGUUAGCAUGUGGAGUUGUUGCUUGUUUCUUUAUCUACAGCAUCCUUUGAGACCCAAUGUGUCUUUUGGGCAUCCAACAUCACCCUUUGUUAAAAUCCCAGUGUUGCUUUUUCUAUAUGUAGACCUGCCCUUCUAGAAGGAAAGUAAGGAGUCAUGCAUGGGAUGCAAUGUGCAGAAAACCAGCACGUACAUUUUAGCUCUGCAUUGGGCCUCUUCAGAGAAAAGGAAGCAAUAUAUUAUAUCCAUAUCUUCUUAUUGCUGCAUCUAUAUAGUGUUAGAGUUAAUUCCUUUCAUGCCACAGUGCCCUAAACACCUGACAGAAACUGCUGAAGAGAAGAAAGGUUUCAUCUGGCCACAGUUUCAGAGAAUUACCCUCUGUCAUAACAGGAGGGGCGUGGGGAGGAAAACACUCAGUGUAAGAGAAGACGGUGAACAAGGUGGCAGAGAGCUAGGUGACAGCAAGGGGCAGGAGUAUCAAAGUACUGGCUCUUGUGACUUGCUUCCACCACCUAGGCCCUCCCUCCUAAAGGCUCAACAACAUCAGAAAAAAUAAUGCCAUGUUGGGGACCGGGUGAUUAACACCAGGGUCUGUGGUGGUCUUCAAACCAGAGCACUAUCAUAUCCUCAAAUUACCACAUCUCUCUUCUCAACUUCCUCUCCUCCUUUCUCUCCUUUCCCUCUUCCUCCUCUUGUUCUUCCUUCUCUUCUCUUUCCCUCCUCUCCCCCUUCCUUCUUCUCUUCUUCUCCCUGAUUCUCUCUCUCAUCUUCUCUCCCUGCUUCUGUCUCUCAUUGGCUCACUCAGCUGUGAGACUUGCCAAGUACAGGAGCUACAGGGCAGCCUUGCAGCCCGGAAAUCUUUGGAGGAGCUGAUAGUACAGCUUCCGGCCAAACAGCAAGAAUUCUUUCCUCUCCUUCCCAGAGGGUGUCAAGGUUUGUUUUGUUUUUGCUUAUCUCUAAGGUCUUCAGUUGGUUAGGCAGGGCAUUUGCAGUAGAGUCAUCGGAAGUAUUCCAAGUAUUCAAAGUCUCCUGCUUUAAAAUUUAAUCUCAUCUUAAACUUACUUUCACAAUAACAUCUACAGUGGUGCUUGGUAAUUACUUGGGCACUCUCUUAGAUAGGGUCUUUGUUGCUGUGAAGAGACAGCAUGACCACAGCAACUCACAUAAAGGAAAACAUUUAAUUGGGUGGCUUACAGAGGUUCAGUCCAUUAUCAUCAUAGUGGGACAUGAAGCAGGCAGGCAGACAGAGUGCUGGAGAAGGAGCUGAGAGUUCUGCAUCUUGAUCAGCCUACAGCAGAAUGAGUCUGUGUUCCCCACUGGGUGUAACUUGAGAAUAGGAAACCUCAAAGCCAGCUCCCCACAGUGACACAUUUCCUUCAACAAGGCCACCCUCCUAAUAGUGCCACUUCCUGUGGGAGGCCAUUUUCUUUCAAACUACCACAGGUACCAUCACAUCGACAAGAUGCUAUGUCAAGGUAAUUUCCUCAAACUCCACAGUUACCCUAACCCACUCUAUAUCAGCAGACACACGUAGUUACAUGGUCAUAGUUACAAUCGUACUCCUUUGUGAGACGCAGUGUGACAACUUUACUCAAAUAAACAAUGCAUAAUCAUCCAAUCUUGAGAGAUGGCUCCGCAGUUAAGAGCACUGACUGCUCUUCCAGAGGAUCUAGAUUCAAUUCCCAGCAUCCUCUUGACAACUCAUGACUGUCUGUAACUCAGCUCCAAGGAAUCUGGCCCCCUCACCCAGACGUGCAUGCAGGUAAAACACCAAUGCACAUCAAAUAAAAACAAACAAAUCAUGUUUUAAAAGCUGGGGUGUCAGGCUUCCAUAUUCUUAGACAUAUUAAAAUUAUGGUGAUUAACAGAUGAUACUUUCCAACAUUAAGGUGUACGUGUAUACAGUAGAUGCUGACCAAUUCAAGGUAUGUUUACCACUUUAUUGUCAUUGCCCCAGAUCUGGGGCACCUGACUGUCUCUGUUCUGCUGAUUUGUAAAGAGCUUAAUAGAUUGUUUUAAACAAGAAUCUCUGUGCUGCACUGCAGCAUGCUAGAACACGCUCCUUCCCUCUAGCCCUUUGGUACCUGUUAUCCAAACUCUCUUUGCCCCUCAACCUAACUUCCAGCUUCUAGGAAUCACUGUUCUGCACUCAGAUCAACCAUUAGUGUCCCAUUGCAGGUGAGCAGAAUUAGUAAGUACUUCUCUCUCUGCUUCAUUGUCCUUUGAGACCCCCAGCUGCUGAGCUGUCUGCUCCUGAGAUCACUUACCUGCCCCUCUGUCAUGUUGAACACCCAGGCCCAGUCUCACUGGCCUUUAGUCUAUUUCUGUGCUUUCAGCAGUAAUAGUCCCGGGGAAAAGCCAUUAUAGUGUAUGUAGCAGGGGAAGUUGUCAGCAGAGAUGUCUGUCUGAGGAUGGAAGCUUUCUGUCCUAUAUGUGGGAAAUAUUUCAAUACAUUACAGAUUUGUGUGUGAUGGUUUAUAUCGAUUUUCAACUUGACAGGACCUAGAGUCACCUUGGAGCCAAAUCUCUGGAAAUGUCUUUAAGGGAUUAUCUCAAUUAAACUUACUAAUUGAUUAACUAAUUAACUUGAUUAACUAAUUAACUUGAUUAACUAAUUAACUCGAUUAACUAAUCAAGAUGGGAAGACCCACCUUAAAUGUGGGCAGUGCCAUCCCCUAGGCUGGAGCCCUGGACUGCAUUAAAUAGAGAAAUCAAGGCGGGCACCAGCGCUCCUCUCUCUCUGCUCCCUGAGUGCAGAUGUGAUGUGAUCAGCUGCCUUCCCAUCACAGAGGACUGUAGCCUUGAACCAUGAACCAAAAUAAACUCCUUCUCUCUUUAAAUGUUUUUGCCAGGGUAUUUUAUCCCAGCAUCAGAAAAAGUCACUAUUAGGGUAACUGCCCAGCUGAGCAGUGGUGGCUUACACCUUUAAUCCCAGCACUUGGGAGGCAGUGCAGGCGGAUCUCUGUGAGUUCAAGGCCAGCCUGGGCAAGAUCUAGGAUAUCUAGGGCUAUUAUACAAACAAGCCCUGUCUUAGUUAGGGUUCUUUUGCUGUGAAAAGACACCAUGACCACAACGACUCUUAAAAAGAAAACAUUUCGUUGGGGUGGUUCACUUAGAGCUACAGAGGUUCAGUUCAUGAUCAUCAUGGCGGGGAGCAUAGUAGCAUGCAGGCGGACUUGGUGUUAGAGAAGGAGUUUGCAGGCAACAGGAAACAUCUGAAAGUCACACUAAGGGAAGGCUGAGCAAAAGAGACCUCAUAGCCCACCUCCACAGUGACACACUUCCUCCAACAAGGCUAUACCUACUCCAAUGAAUGCACAACUUCUAAUAGUGCCACUCCCCAUGAGCUUAUGGGGGCCUAUUACUUCAAACUACUACAAACCCUGUCACAAAAAAAACAAAACAAACAAAAAGAAACAAACCAAGUAACUGCCCGUUGAUCAUCAACUGCCCUUUGAGUUUCUACCCACUCAACCUGUGGUGUAUGCAAACUUCCAGUCUGUUUAAUCCUGUGUGUGGUAGAUGUGUGUGAUAUGUGUGGAGUGGGCGAGCAUGAAUCCUGCCUACAGUUUCUCGGACAUCAGAAUGAUGUACUCAGUGCUAAAUCUUAGAACUGUACAAGGAAACCACUGGUUGAACACAUGAAGCAAAAAGCAAUAGGAAAGCCUGGCGAUGGUGGUGCACACCUUUAAUCCCAGCACUCGGGAGGCAGAGGCAGGUGGAUCUCUGUGAGUUCGAGACCAGCCUGGUCUACAGAGCUAGUUCCAGGACAGGCUCCAAAGCCACAGAGAAACCCUGUCUCGAAAAACCAAAAAAAAAAAUAGGAAGAAA
This is a messenger RNA of Alexandromys fortis (reed vole), 7532 nucleotides long. Its product is annotated as T-cell-specific guanine nucleotide triphosphate-binding protein 2-like. Bases 796 to 2907 code for a protein of 703 amino acids. Gene Ontology annotation, cellular component: endoplasmic reticulum membrane. Gene Ontology annotation, molecular function: GTPase activity; GTP binding. The record is from RefSeq and is a predicted model, not a curated record. The transcript is spliced from 3 exons. Gene Ontology annotation, biological process: cellular response to interferon-beta; defense response. NCBI's taxonomy places the organism in Eukaryota, Metazoa, Chordata, Mammalia, Rodentia, Cricetidae.